Hemicordylus capensis (graceful crag lizard) is the source of this 2994-nucleotide messenger RNA. It is a transcript of the gene GDI1, whose product is annotated as GDP dissociation inhibitor 1. Bases 179 to 1522 code for a protein of 447 amino acids. The transcript has 11 exons. Gene Ontology annotation, biological process: protein transport; small GTPase-mediated signal transduction; vesicle-mediated transport. Gene Ontology annotation, cellular component: cytoplasm. The record is from RefSeq and is a predicted model, not a curated record. Lineage: Eukaryota; Metazoa; Chordata; Lepidosauria; Squamata; Cordylidae. Gene Ontology annotation, molecular function: Rab GDP-dissociation inhibitor activity.
ACGCUGGCAAAGGGAAGGUGAAGAGCAGCACGACGUCGGCGGGGCGGUUCCCCGCCGGCGGAGAGAUCUCUGUGCCGGGACUCGUUUCUGGCGGAGGGAUCCGUUUGGGCUCCAGUGGUGCGGCCCCAUCUUGGCUCCGCUCGGGGCGGGGGGAGGCGGCUCCACAGCCGGCACCACCAUGGACGAGGCCUACGACGUGAUCGUGCUGGGCACCGGCCUGACCGAAUGUAUUCUUUCGGGCAUCAUGUCUGUUAAUGGCAAGAAGGUCUUGCACAUGGACCGGAAUCCAUAUUAUGGGGGCGAGAGCUCAUCGAUUACCCCCCUGGAAGAGCUCUACAAGCGCUUUGAGAUUGCUGAGGGCCCCUCUGAAUCUAUGGGGCGUGGCCGGGACUGGAAUGUUGACCUCAUCCCCAAAUUCCUCAUGGCCAAUGGCCAGCUGGUGAAAAUGCUGCUGUAUACAGAAGUGACACGCUAUUUAGACUUCAAAGUGGUGGAGGGCAGCUUUGUCUAUAAGGCAGGAAAGAUCUACAAAGUGCCGUCAACAGAGACAGAGGCUCUAGCUUCCAAUCUCAUGGGCAUGUUUGAGAAGCGGCGCUUCCGCAAGUUCCUAGUGUUUGUAGCAAACUUUGAUGAGAAUGAUCCGAAGACGUUGGAAGGAGUGGAUCCUCAUGGCACCACCAUGCGUGAGGUCUAUCGGCGCUUUGACCUGGGCCAAGAUGUUAUUGACUUUACAGGUCACGCAUUGGCGCUCUACCGCACUGAUGAUUAUUUGGAUCAGCCCUGCUUGGAGACCAUCAAUCGCAUCAAACUGUAUAGUGAAUCCCUGGCCCGCUAUGGCAAAAGCCCCUACCUCUACCCACUUUAUGGUCUGGGUGAGCUUCCCCAGGGCUUUGCCAGGCUCAGUGCUAUCUAUGGUGGGACCUACAUGCUCAACAAGCCGGUGGAUGAGAUUGUCAUGGAAGGUGGCAAGGUUGUUGGGGUCAAAUCGGAAGGAGAGGUGGCACGCUGCAAACAGUUGAUCUGUGACCCCAGCUAUGUGCCAGACCGAGUGCGCCCAGCAGGGAAGGUUGUGCGUGUCAUUUGUAUCCUGAGCCACCCUAUCCGUGGCACCAAUGACGCCAACUCCUGUCAGAUCAUCAUCCCCCAGAACCAAGUGGGCCGCAAAUCUGAUAUAUAUGUCUGCCUCAUCUCUUCCGCUCACAAUGUGGCUGCCCAAGGCAAGUACAUUGCUAUUGCCAGCACUACUGUGGAGACGGAUUCUCCUGAGAGUGAAGUCCAGCCGGCCCUUGAACUGCUUGAACCUGUUGACCAAAAGUUUGUGGCCAUCAGCGACAUUUAUGAACCCACUGAUGAUGGAACUGAAAGUCAGAUAUUCUGCUCACGAUCGUACGAUGCCACCACUCACUUUGAGACAACAUGUGAUGACAUCAAAGACAUUUACCGGCGCAUGGCAGGGACUCCUUUUGACUUCGAGAGCAUGAAACGGCGCCAGAAUGAUGUCUUUGGCGAGGACGAGCAGUGACCACUCUCCUUCUCUUCCCUCCCUACCCCCACCCUCCCCGUUUUCCCCUGUGCAAGGGACCAUACUCCCACUCGGGACUGGCUUACCCAACACCUCACCUGAGACUGGCUCUUCCCUCAAAUCCUCAUUCAGCUAUGCCAGGCUUCUCCCAACUGGGACCAGUCCACUUAAACCACAGGGAGAAAGCACAUUUCCAGCUUUUCCUCCUUUUCUCCUCCCCACCCCCUCCACAGUGGCAUUUUCUGCCUACUUGAAGAGACUCCCCCAUUACUGAAGUUGGAUCGAAGUUGAUGCAACACGAAUCUUUCAUGGACCCUCCUCCUCAUCUCCUUCCAGUGCCUGUAGGGAUUUAAGGCCCAACUCUGCAUUAUGUGCAGUUGCAUGUAAACCCUAACAGCUGCCUUUUCUAGGGAAAAGUAGCUUUGGGUGAGAAUACGUUUCUACUGUAAGUCCUCCCCUCCCUGCAAGAACUCCAGCUGUGUGAUUGCAAGGGUAAGCCCACAUCUGAAAGUGGGGAGGCAGGAAGCACACCCUCAGUUUUUCCAUUCCAUGUUGUGUCCCCCUCAAAGCUGCUCUUCCCUAGAGGGCAAAAAAAGCAGCCGUUUAGAUUUAAAAGCAUGCAGUUGUGUGUAGCAUAUAGUUCUGCCUUCAUCCCUGCUGCAGUAUCAAAAACUUUUAUGCCCUGCUUGCUCUUUUUUUCUGCUGCUGGACAGACUUCACUCUUCUCCCCACCAGCUGUGCCCCUAUUACUACUCCUUUUGUGCCUCACAGUCUGCCCCUCGUUCCCCACUCCAGUACUGAUCCCAGUGAACUUGCUGCUUCACUAGUGACAGAGUUCUUCCCCACUUAGAGGGUCAGCCUUCCUUCCUAUCCUUGUUUGUUCUUCUCUUUGAUUCUGCUAUAGUGAGAGGAGUUCUGGAUUGGCUCCCACUUCAGUAUGAGGAUGUGGGGGCUUGAAGAGCCAUUCAAAACCAUCUCUUGCACACAUUUGUCCCACUAGCCAGUCCCCUGUCCCCCACCUUGCCACUUCGGGUUCCCACAAGCCUCUCUGUUUGUCUUGUGUCCAUUUUGUCCCCUCAGUCCCUCUUAGUUCCUUUAGCCUAAAGUGUGGGGAGAUUUGUGUGUGUGUGUGCGUGUGUGUGUAUGUGUCUCUCUCGUGUGCUGGACAUAGGGACAGGGUGGUGGUUCUGUCCCCCUCCACUUGCUGCCACCUGCUGUAACUUAUUGUAACUUAUUAAUGAAGCAGGUCGAACUUUUGUUGACACUCCUGACAAUUAACGAGGUUUGGGUGAGGGUUAGGCCCUGGCAUGAGCAAAAGGCCUGGGGCCUGUUUUGUGUCAGAGGCUUCCUUCAUCCCGAAGCUGGCUUUAUGGUUAACAAUCUGUCUGUAACUCUAGGGGGAUAUGAGGGGGUCACCUCUCUCCAUCCCACAGCUGCUCAACUGUCUCAAGAUAAUAAAUUCACUUAGUCUA